AUGGCGCGCUUUUUCAAGCUCAGUACCUUCGCUGAGGCGAUGUGCAUGUGCAUGCAAGCUGACACCUCACACUUUUGCACUGCAUGUCAGGUCGAAGACGAGAUUCUGGUCUUAAGCAACUUGUUUGUCUGGAGCGGCCGCACCGCGUGGGCUGAUCUUCAUGACGAGGACGGGGGGGGGAAUUUGGCCCCGAACUUGCAGCAAGUCCCACGGCAGCGGCUUCUUGUGCAGAGGCGCAAGCAUGCCGAACAGGACUCGGAUGAUUUCCAAAGUGUUGCUUCCUACUUCUCGGUGGAAGACUCAGAGGAGAUCGCGUCGGAUGAUUUCCAAAGUGUUGCUUCCUACUUCUCGUUGGAAGACUCCAAGGACAUCGCACGGUUUGAUUUCCUUCAGCUUCGCGAUCUACAGUGCGGGCAGCCACACCCUGCAUUCGCAGGACACCGCUUCUGCCGCUUGCACCACAGCGCAAUCAACCAAUCCUUUCGCCGCUCGUCCUUUCUUCCCCCGAAAGCAAAAGUGCUUGAGCCGGAUGUCCGAAUUCACGCUCCCGUUCCUUCGGGUUGGCGCGCAUUCAAUGUGCAGGGCGAUGGACGGUGCGGAUACAGAGCUCUUGCGAAAUUCUUAGGAAUUUCUUGGACGGAUGUCAUGCAGCGACUCCUUCCGUUGAUGCUGGCCGCGCAGCACACCUUCCAGCCUCAUGAGCUCAUGGCUUUUGUGAUGGCCAUGGACCCUGCCAACCCCUGCUCCCGCGCAGCUUGGCUGUCGCACCGCCACAUUUUGUUGCUCAGCCAGCUGCGCGAUUGGUUUCCGGACGGCAUCGCAGUUCGCAAACUUCACGCCGGCCUUGACUUCAUCCAUUUUCAGCCUGAUGGCGAUGUGCAACUGGCGUCUCACAUUUCUUCCGCAUCUGUUUGCGUUCUGGGACUGCUUAGCAUCCGUGCCCCCCAUUUCGUUCUGCUUCACUCUACUCCUUUUGAAAAGUCGCGAGCGGGGUUGCUUGGGCGAUCUUCUGCCUUGCCUGCGGCCCGUGCCAUGCAGCCAUCGAGUUUGGAUUUCGCCGGCGGCUCUUUUGCUUGCAUGGUGCCGACCAACUUUGAGGAUAGACCUUUGCGUUUUGCUUCCGCAGAACGGUCCUGGAGUCUUGCUCUUCCAGAGCAGCAACUUGUCACUUUCACGCUGCGCUCUCUCCUGUCCGGCGCUCACCUCUGCACUGUGACGCUGCCAGUUUCGGACCUCUGGAACAGAUCGCUCCACAUGGUUCUCAUCAAAGUCAUUGCUAAUGUUUUGCAGGCGUCGCCCUUCCACCUGCGGUUGUUUGCGUCCUCCGACGUGGUCUGUCCAACCCCGACUGGCCCGCAGCUUGCGCCGCUUGUGUCCGUCAAGCUUCUGCGGAUCCCAACGCGCAAAGACUUAGCUGACGAGCUCCUCCGAGCCAUUGACUUGAAUGACGUUGCUUGCGCUCAGGAGCUGUUGUUUGAUGGGCAGUGCCCCAAUCACCCUGCAGAAGGCACCCUGCACCCUCUGUAUGCAGCCCUGAACAAGAAGAAUGUAGAUAUGGUCCGCGCUCUCCUCCUGGCGCGCGCUGAUGUCGCUUGCCGGUAUGAUUUCGGCGGCACCCCGUUGCAUUUGGCUUGCAGGCAAAGCAUGCCAGCAGCUGUUGAUCUUUUAAUCAACGCCAAUGCCCCGGUGGAUGCAACUGACGUGGAACAAGAUUCGGCCCUCCAUGUCGCUGCAGUUUAUGGGGAUGCUGCCUGUGUUCGGCUGCUGCUUGCCGCAUCAGCGCCAGGCGCGAGCCGCAACCUCCGCCUGGAGACCCCUCUCACCGUUGCUGUGGACACAGGUGCGCCGGUUGCUGUCGUUGCUACAUUGAUGCAAGCUGCUUGGCCCGACAGCUGGCAGGUUCUUUUCCAAAUGGAUUUAUUCCAUAUUUGCCGGGCGUUGGGCUUAUGUCGUUUUCCAUUGUUUGCAACUUGCGGCGCGUUGUCUUCCCAACGAGACUGUUAUCCUUUGUUGUCCGGGGGUGUAAUCUUGCGCGAAAGCGCAGAAAGCAGCAACAUAUUGGAGGCGCUGGAGCCUGAGAUCCUCGUCCAAAUUCUGCACUACGCUCUCUCUCCGCAAACUUUCUGCUACACAAUGCGCGUCUCCAAUGAAUUUUGCGAGCUAGUCCAAUCACCGCAUACUUGGCCCGGAAACUUGCGCCUCGCACCAUGCACAUGCCAGCGCCUCUGUGCGAACCUCUGUCUUCGAGCGGUUGUCCAGGCAGUGCCCCAUUCAUGUCCUUACUCCCCUGUUGCCCAUUUGACUUUCGCGCUCGCGCCGCGGCCCCGCAAUCCAUUGUGGUCCUGGCAUCACUACCAUGCUGAGCCUCAUGGCGCCAAUUUCUGGUUCACGAGUUCUGCUUCUCCUUCACCGCCGGUGUUCGCUUUGAAUUUAUCUUUUGCACGCUGUGCUGGUUUGGCGGAGUGCCCGGACUUGGAAUUGCUUCUAGGGGUUUUUGCUUCCGGCUUUUCUUCUUUGCAGGGUUUGCUUCACUUGAGCACCUUCCCCCCCGACGCCCGCAAUGUGGCUGCUGCGAAGCUCAACAUCAAUUCCGGCCAGUGCUGCUCCUUGGCCUCUUUCCUCACACAUGACAGUUUCCAAGCCAACUCAUGUGAUCUGUCGUUGGCCGGCAUCGCUCCACAAAAGUUAACUUUUGCAUGUCGCCAGCAAGACCAAAUCUGCUGCCUGUUUGGCAAUGACGGUUCUGUGCUGCUGCAGUGGCGCUGCGUCGGUUUGCCAAAGAACACGCCGUUAAACUGUUUCGUGGCGUUGCAUUCUCCAUCGGCUCCCCUGUCCAAUUUGGCGCCCGCUCCGUCAAACGGCUUCCGGCGGCCGGUGCGGGUGACACAGGCGCGCUUGCAUCAAGGGGUUGGCCUCGCUCGCGUGCUGCCGUGCCUGGACCUAUGCGGGGGCUUCUGGGAUCGACUGCCGCAGACUUGUCAGCACACAGUUUUGGCGUGUUUGUGUGCUCUUAACGAUCUUGUGACGUUCCUACAAACGCACAGAGCCGCUUGUGCCUUUCUGAUCGAUGCGAGUCAGCACAAUGCACUGGUCGCGUCUGUUUCCCCUUGCUGUUGCACGAGGCUGUGUUUGAACAAAUGCAUUGAAGCGCUGCUGUCCCAAGGUUUUCCGAUCCACAAGAAGUUCCUUUUGGGGUGUUUCAACCCGCGCUCCUUCCCUCCUCUUCAUCGAACAUGGCAAACUUUCCACUCUGUUGACUUUCGCCACGUCGUUCGGAUGGCUUCGCGCAUUUCCCCUUCAGUUUCCACGGCCGUCAUCGAGUUGUCGCCCGUGUUGCUCGGGCAGUCGCAGCUCUACUUGACAAUAGGCAUGAGCACGGGACCUCACCCUGCAGCAGUUGCUUGGCCACACCUCUUCAGCCUGCAGGCCCCAUUUUCCCAACGCGGGCUUCAGCUGGAGAUCCGAGAUGGGCGUUGCAACGGCGCGCGCUGGUGCACAGAAGUCGAGCGAAUGCAAAUGCACGCGCUGCGCCCCAUCGAUUUUUCGCGAUGUCAAACUUUCACCUUUGUAUGCUCUCCUGCAAGUGUUGCGCUGUUUGAUUCCCGUGGGGACUUGGUCUCGCUUUGUCCGCAGCCUUGGCCGGCCACAGAGUCGAAUGAGCUGAAAGGCUUCAUAGGCUUAAGGGGCGCCGCACCUUUGCCCCGCCCGGACCGGGACACCACAAUUAUUCAGCCAGUCUUGACUCAAGCUCGUCGCGAAGCCUUGCAGCUGCAGCCUCUGCUGCGUAUCGUCGGGCCACAUGUGUUGCACAUUGGUCCCUUGACAUUGACCGGCGGUGGCAAGGCGAGUGGAUCCAAAGCCGGCAGCCGCCGCCCAACCGACCCGCGUUCCACCAAGGCUCACCGCCAAGACGUGGCCAUGCCCAAACGGGCUUUGAUCAUCAAACGCAAGUGGGCCGAGCUCAUUCUUUCAGGCGAAAAAACGUGGGAGGUUCGCGGGGAGCCGACCACGAAGCGGGGAAGGAUUGCGAUCGCACAAGCUGGUUCCAAACAAUUGGUGGGGGAAGUCACCCUGGCCGAAUGCUUUCUCAUCGGUGAGCAACCUUCACCUGGCAUUUGGGUUUCCACGGGCCCUCCUUCGCAGUACAUUUGGGCACCCGACAACGCAAACAAGCAUUGCAUUACUGACCAAUCGUCGGUGAACUACAAGAAAGCCUAUGCGUGGGUCAUGGAACAUGUGCGCAAGUAUCCUGCGCCGCGGCCGUACACCCACAAACUAGGCUGCAUGAAGUGGGUUAAGCUGGAUGGCGGUAGUGUGGCCCAAUUUUCAGCCGGCGCAACCAGCGCGGCAGGCAACCCUUUGUGGUGCGACGCAAUGGACUCCGACUCCACUGGAUCUGUUUCUGUCACCUCGGCCGCUGCUUCCGCUCCAGUGGUAUUUUGCGACGAUCAUUUCCAUUUUGAGUCUUCGCCAAGCCGGCUGCUUUCCCCGAAUCGAACGCCCGCUUCGACAUUGCUCGGCGCCAGUUACCCCGGUUCUCCGCGCCUGCGUACUCCUCACAGUCCAACUGUUACUGUUGGGGAGGUUCCGGCGAUUUCACUGUCAGCGGCCCUCCUUCGUGACGAUGCUUCUGAUUCUAGUUCUGAUGCCUGGGCAGACGCGUCUUUGGCUUUUCUUUCUUCCAACUGCAGAGCUUCCUCGUUCUUUCAGGCGUUGCAGAACGCGUGUGGCUUGCGUUCUGCUUGCUUGGCAAAGACUUGCGCGCAGCUGGCUUUAACUUCGUCUGCGUGGCAUUGCUUCUUCUCCCAUCCAAAACGCUUUUCUUCUGAGCUUCCUUUCUCCUUCAUUCAAGACGUCCACUCCCACCUUUCGUGUGCGCCGCUACUGCUUUGGAUCCUUCCGGCCGGUGAUCUGCUUCUCUUGUCGGAUGGUUUUUGCGAGCCGUAUGAAGGCAGUGUUGUGGAUUUUCCAACGAUUGUUUUGAACUCUACCAAUGCUUGGUUCUUUCCCGUGGUGAUGACAUUGCGCCCCAUUGUUGUCCCAGCGUUGAGCUCUUGUCCCGCAGUCGGAUAUCUGCACCUUCUCGUUUUUGGAUUGGCUCCCACGCUUCUACCUCCGACGGAAAACCUUUUCCAUUGCUUCAAAACUACGCGCUUGGAAUGCGUAGGUCACUUGGAGACGCUGCGUGACACAGUAGCGUUGUCCAUUUGCCCUUGCAUCCUGGAAAUGGGCCAGCAUCUUUGUGGUCGGGGGCUCUCGCAGCUUGCUCUUGUGUUGGCUCCUGCAGAGCCUGUAGACCUUUUGAUCCUGGACAGCAACAGUUGUUUGUUCCACGUCUCCAGCUUCCACACCUUCCAGCGAAUUGAAUGGGGCGCCGCAUUGCUCCGGCUUAAGAACCCAAAUUGUUUCCUGUUCGUUUUCAUCCAUUCGACCAAGCAUUUUUUGCAAGCGCUCUUGCGCGUUCCAGGUUCCACUGGUCACGCCGAGGCUUGGCUAGGCCGGGCGCAGCCCACGGCUCAUGCAGCGUGCGUGGCGACCGUUCCAUUGAACCUGGCAGAACCCACGCUCACCGAGCGGCUCAGCCGUGAAGCGCUGACAGUUUUUACGCCAUGCGAGUUACUCACUUCCUCGCCAGACGCUGCCAGUUGCACAGCGGGUGCGUCGGGCCCUGCGCAAAUGGAAGACGACUCAGUCAAUGCCUGUAUAGCCUCGCCGGGCAAUUUGCUUCGGGGUACACCUGAAGACUUCAACCGAGCUUUUGCAGACGUGUACCGCAAAGAUCCAGAAAGAGCAAAGCUGAUCUCUCGAUACAUCCUUGCCGACCUUGCCCCCUUCCCACAUGAGCAGCUGAAAAAUGCCUUGCCGGACGUCUAUUCAAUGACAGACAACCUUGCCCAAAAAGCGGGCUGCCCCUUUGAAUGGGCUUUCCUCCUUUUUCUACCCGUUCUUGGCACUGCGUGCUCCAAAGCCAGGCUGUUCAUCAACGAAUUUUUCCUCGUGCCGCCGCUGCUUUGGUUGGGCUUAUGCCUCGACAGCGGCGCCAACAAAAGCGGCAUCAUGACAGCCUUGGCAGACAUCGUCUCUGGCUUUGAAAAGGAGUUGCUCCAAAAGGCGCUGGACGAAGCUCGUAAGGAAGCGCAGCUGGCAGAAGAGGAGGAGGAUGCACACGGUGCGGAGCCAGAUGAGCGUUCGUCAAAAAAACGCAAGACCUCCUUGUCGAAAGCAUUAGCGGCCAUCCACAACAACAAGCCCGCCUUGUUUUCCGACGAAGGCUCGUUGCCCGCCAUUGGCAUGCAAAUGGCGCACAACGGGCACCGGGCUAUUGGAUUAUAUGAUGAAGGCCGGUUCCUUCUCCGAGCGCUGGCCAACGGAGAAGGUUCCGGAUUUAAUGCCUCCAUUAUGUCCAAGCUCUUUAAUGGCUCCAUUUGGAAAAGGACGGUUGUGAAGGAUAACAACCGCUUCUCCAUGCACCAGACAUGCCUUUGUUUAGCAAUGACUUUCCAUGUCGAGGAAUGGCAUGACUUUCUGGCCAAAGAUGGUGCCUUGGGCAUGCAAAGUCGGUUUCUCAUGUUUCACAGCAGCCCCCGCCUCGAGAAAGCAGACGCAGUCCUCGAACCUGCGGUGUAUUCCACGGGGGCUGCGCGCUCUCGAGGUGCGCCGGUCCUUCCAGCUUCAUUGCUCACCCAGUUUGUUUCUGUCCUCACAAGAAUCGAAAACGUUCACACUGCAAAUGCUCCUGAUUUUGAUGCGUCGCGGGAAUUCAUUCCAUAUUUCUUUGCCCCCGAUGCCUUGGAUUAUUUUCGAGAGCACUACGACGCCCAAGUUCUCACGCAAGAACAAUCAUACUUGCAGGACCCAAAGCUUUUCAGCCAUGCCGGCAAAUUGAAAUCACUUCCCUGGCGUUUGGCUCUGUUGUUGCAUUCUUGGGCGCGUGCGUGUUCUGCCGCCGAUCAGUCAGGCACGGCUUGGAGCAGAGAGCUUUCUCGCGAAGUCGUGGAGCCGGCUAAAGCUAUUUUCGAUUAUUUGUCCUUGCAGUCUCAACUGCUCGCGCCGGGAUCCAACCUCGUCAGCACCUUGGACACGCACGACUUGCGCGAGCUUGCUGCGCAGAGGUAUCCGUAUCUUAUCACUUUGAUCGAAACCGAUACUCUCCCAACUGCUCGCGCAGAAGCUGCCCCUGCUAAUUCGUUGCCGGAUGCUAGCCCGUCUUUCACUGUUUGGUGGGAAGCCCUUUCCCCGGACAACAAACUCUAUGCUUUCGUUGCUGCGCACUGGGUUCUCACGAGCGCAAGCACAAUCAUGGUUGACCAGGGGACCUUGCUGAAGAAACUUCAUGCAAAAGACACAGGCGUGGCAUUACCAAGAGAUGCUACCAAGCCAUAUUGCCAAAACGCGUUUUUGCUUCUGAAAUAUUUCCAGUUGGCAGCCUUGACCAGGACCUCCGAAAAGGCGAACAGCUUGGCGGAGUACGCAGAAUCCUGCCUAACGGUGACCGCGUCUAUCUCCACUCUGUAUGCUGCCGACUUGAAGGUCCUGUUGCCGCCCGAUUUCGAUGUCCCGCGCAUGGAGCAGUGCUUGCAGCUGCUCACGCAAUACGCCACUGACGCCCGCCCUUUCGAGCACAGUGCCAAAAUUCUGAAUGUCAAAUCCCAGCGCGUGGCAGCCAAGCAGGUAGCGCCUAACAAUCCUCCUCCUCCGCCUCCAGGAACCGAGAUGUUAGCCGGGGCCACACACAGCGACGCGUGCUCUUCGUUGAUGUACCCAGGGUCCCUCAGUUUGUUGCCUGCUUUCGUUCUCGCGUUCCACCACGCGGAUCCUGCAUGUCGAGCGUCUGUGGCGCACGCAUUGCUGCAACAACAAUGUUUCCAUCUUCACCUGUCUGAAAGGGACUGCGACUUUAUUCUUGGCAAGCUUCUCCGACGUGCCCCGUAUUGGCUUGGAGCUGAGUGCCACUUGCCAAAGCACAUUCCCACGAGAUGCAUUCAACCAGACGUGAAACAUUGUCUGACGUGCCACGCACAUCUCAAAUGUGCCGCCGCUCGCGCAGUGCCUUGUGCGCUUGGCUUGCAUUGCGUGGAACAGGUCCUGCUCCUCAGCUACUCUUGCUGCUCCUGCAGUCGCUCUUAUUUUGGACCGUGGUUUGAGGGCAAAGAUGCAACUGGUGCGCGGGCUAGGAUGCUAGUGCAAGACAACCCACGCUACUUCUGCAUCACGCAAAACAUCGUCUUUGCGACAGCUUUCUUGGACCAAGUCACCGAUAUUCUGCUUCAUUGCGGCGAUUCUUUCCGAGGCAUUGUGAAUGUGCUGCGGCCCAAGCUCCACAUGAAAAUUCGAACGCUGGAGAAGCAUCUCCGCGAUUCGUGGCUGCAAUACUCCGUGUGCAAGUUUUUGACAAACAAUCGCACUUCCAUCAAUUGCUUUGUCGGCAAGAAUGGCAUGGAACCCUGGUGCCGUGGACUCGAAGACCAGGUGCUUCACCAAUUUCAGCGUCGCUGGCUCCUGCAACACCAGUGUUCCAAGUGCGAACGAGGCAUUCUAGGCGUGGACGGCAAUGCCAAAGUUCGUAGCAAACUGUGCGCCAACACGGAUGCGGGCGUAUGGGAUUGCAGGCCUCUGAACGCCCAUUGCCGGACUGGAUGCCAGAGUGCUCCCAUUCCUAGUCGAAAAUAUUGCGCCGUGCACCUCCGAGAUGCUGACCCGAUUUUUGGUUGCGAUCUCAUUUUGCAAAUGAUCCUUUCCUUCCUCGCAACGACAGCAACCCUGCUUUCUCGCACCGAAGCUGGUCGCCACAAGUCGCCAGAUAUUGUCGCGCUUUUCCCGCUUUGUCGACGAACGCGGAAAGCGUUGAGUUUUGCUGUGAGCCACGCUAAGCUUCAAUAUCCAGUUUCGCUUCUUUCUGUCAAACGUAUUCCGCGUUCGCGGCGGUAUGCUUUCCAAACCAAGACAGGCCAAGCCUUUUCGCUAUCAAGCGCCUUGGUUCCCACGCACUACCAACAGCAAUAUGGUCAAUCCUUGUUGGAGCCCGUUUCACGAGAGUGCCAAUCAAAGCCACGCGUCGGACAUCAAGUCCAGUUCUCUGCGUCCGAGAAAAAUGACGCGUGUCGCCGGCAAUGGGAAAAAUCUCGUGCAGCACGGCGCAGUGGGGGCGUUUUAGCCGCUGUCAAGGAAUGCCAAAUCAUCAGCGCCAUCAAGCUCGUGUACACCCACGAAUCCCCAACAGGGGUCUACUUUUUCUUGGCUGAGCUGUUUGAGUUUCUGUCUGCCGGCCGCAAUGUCAAUUUGAAGACUGCCAAGCGGAAGACUCGCCUGCGAACACUUCAGCAAACCAUGCCGCUGGUCUUUUACGAUUGCGCGUGCACGUUGCAGCGCUUCAUGGCUUCCAAGAAACGACGCCGCAUGAGCAAAGUUGCUCGUACCCUCAGCCGGCUUCGCCUUGUCAUCGACAAGUUCCAUUUUCGCAAAGGGCACAGCGGCUGCAAGCCUGAUGGCACUCGCCCGUUUCCCAAAACGUGGCCUCAGACGCAUGCCUCGAGCUUCCCCAACAUUAAUGACAGCGCAGCUGAACAAUCUUUUGCGUUUGUUCGCAAAAUUGCGGUGGCGGCGCGGCGCAUGACCCCAGUGCGUGGCCUUCUCUUCCUUGCGUCAUUGCUGCACGCUCGCAAUGUACAACUCGAACUCAUGGGGAUCAAAAAGGCAGAACUGGCAGCGGCCAAGAAGCGAAAAUUCAUGGCGCGCCGCAACUUCCAGGAUGCAGUGGAAACGCUGCCAUUUCGACGACCAGCUUCGCAGCAGCUCUAA
Messenger RNA from Cladocopium goreaui, 9798 nucleotides. The record is from the annotation of a GenBank genome assembly. NCBI's taxonomy places the organism in Eukaryota, Dinophyceae, Suessiales, Symbiodiniaceae.